Messenger RNA from Oncorhynchus kisutch (coho salmon), 5086 nucleotides. Its product is annotated as taste receptor type 1 member 3-like. Gene Ontology annotation, molecular function: G protein-coupled receptor activity. Gene Ontology annotation, biological process: G protein-coupled receptor signaling pathway; sensory perception of umami taste; sensory perception of sweet taste. NCBI's taxonomy places the organism in Eukaryota, Metazoa, Chordata, Actinopteri, Salmoniformes, Salmonidae. The record is from RefSeq and is a predicted model, not a curated record. Bases 1 to 2694 code for a protein of 897 amino acids. Gene Ontology annotation, cellular component: plasma membrane. The transcript has 8 exons.
AUGGCGGUGCCAUUAAGACUGCUGGUUCUAUGCUGGGUGUUAGGAGCAGGGCAUAGUCAGAGCUCUCCACCAUGGUUCCAGAACAUCACUACCAACCUGUUUAACUCUUCGGGAGACAUCCUCCUCGGGGGGCUCUUCCCCAUCAACGAGCUCACCAGCAACCUGAGCCACAGAGUGAAGCCGGACAACAUUAGCUGUGACAGGAUUAAUGAGCAUGGGCUAGGUAUGGCCCUUGUGAUGAAGUACACAGUGGAUGAGAUCAACGCCAACUCCACCCUACUCCCUGGCAUCAGGCUGGGCUAUGAGAUCUUCGACACCUGCAAGCAGUCUGCCGUCAUCGUGAAGCCCACACUCCUCUUCCUCACUGAGGACUCCAACCGAGAGCUGGCCGUCAUGUGUAACUACACAGACUAUGUGACCCGUGUGGCGGCUGUCAUCGGCCCAUCCACCUCAGAGAUGGUCUCAGUCAUAGGAAAACUAUUGGGAUUCUUCCUCAUACCACAGAUCAGCUACCUCGCAACUAGUGACAUGUUCAGUGACAAGAGUAUGUACCCAUCGUUCCUACGCACCGUGCCCAGUGACAAGAGGCAGGUGGAGGCCAUGGUGUAUCUGCUGAGCAGUUUCCAGUGGAACUGGGUGGCCGUGGUGGGCAGUGAGGAUGAGUACGGACGCCAGGGCCAGCGCCAGUUCUCCACCCUGGCAGCAAAGAGCUCCAUCUGUGUGGGCUACGAGGGGUUAAUCCCUAUGUACCGUGACCCACAGCCAGUGGUCAGAGAUAUCCUGGACCGCAUCGCAGAGGCCAAGGUGGGAGUGGUGGUGGUCUUUUCCCUCUCCCAGCCUGCCAGAGCCUUCUUCACUGAGGUGAUCAGGAGGAAUCUGACAGGUGUGUGGGUGGCCAGCGAUGCGUGGGCCCUGCACAAAGACGUAUCAACUCUCCCAAACAUCCACACUGUGGGCACUAUCAUUGCCUUCGCAGUCCAGAGCCAGACCCUGGCCCUGCUCACACCCUACACCAGUGAACUCUUCUCCAGGAUCAGAGAGGAGAGGGCCAGGCAGCCCUCACCAGAUACAGAGUCAACCCGUGGUAUGAACCAGUGCCCAGACUGCUGGAACCUGUCCCCAGACAACGUACGUCUAGUGACAGAGCCCAUACUGCUGAGGUCAGCUUUCAGUGUCUAUGCUGCCAUCUACAGCGUUGCACACGCACUGCACAAUCUGCUCGGGUGCAAUGCCAAUAGUUGCCCGAGAGGCCCUAAAAUCAAAGUCUAUCCCUGGCAGCUGUUGGAGGUGCUGAAGAAGGUAAACUUCAGUCUAAAUGGAAGUCAUUUUGAGUUUGACAGUAAUGGAAACCCAAACAUUGGCUACAACGUACUACAGUGGGUCUGGAGAAACAACAGUCUGAGUUUCAAAGAUGUCGGCACCUUCUAUAAGAACCUGUCAAUUAACAACAACCUCAUCCAAUGGCAUACAGGCAGUACUAAGGCCCCUGAGUCUACCUGUUCCUCUGAGUGUGGCCCUGGCCAGGUGCGCAGAGUGAAAGGUUUCCAUUCCUGCUGCUAUGACUGUAUUGAAUGUUUACCGGGCACCUUCCAGAAUGGCACAAUGGACAUCCAGUGUACCCAGUGUCUAGAGGGCCAGUGGUCCCUGGCACGUAGCACCAACUGCACCGAGCCUACCUUUGACUUCCUGACCUGGAGCCAGCCUGAGUCCCUGGGGUUGCUGCUGGCCAUGCUGGUGCUGCUGGUCUGUCAGGGGGCUGUGGGGGUCCUUCUCCUGCAGCACCGGGGGUCUCCACUGGUGAGAGCCUCUGGGGGGGCCCUGGGUGGGGUGGCCCUCCUCAGCCUGAUGGGGGGCUGUGCCUGCCUGCUGCUGUUCCUGGGCCAGCCGGGGGAGCUGGUGUGUCGUCUGCAGAUGCCCCUCAGCUCUAUUUUCCAAACGGUCACCCUGUCCACCAUCCUAGCCAUCUCACUGCAGAUUGUGUACGUGACAGAAUUCCCUGGCAAGGCUCCUUUUCAUCUGGAUACACUGAGAGGCCCUGGAGGCUGUCUGCUAGUAUUGGCCUGCUGUGGAGUGCAGGCAGGGAUCUGUGGGUACUAUGUCCAGGAAGGGCCCUCUCUAUCCCAGUACCUGGCCAAGAUGAAGGUGACCUUUGUGAGGAAGUUCCUGCGAUGCCCUGUGGAACCCAUUUUAGGUCUGGGCCUGAUGCAGGGCUUCAAUGGCCUCCUCGCCCUCACAUCCUUCAUGUGCACCUUCAUGUCUGUGAAGAGCGUUCGACAGUACAACCUGGCCAGAGAUAUCACCUUCUCCACCCUGACCUACUGCGUGGUUUGGGUGGUCUUCAUCCCCAUCUACACCGGUCUGAAUGACAAAGACCGCUCCAUCGUUCAUGUAUCUGUUAGUUUGCUCAGUAACAUGGGGCUGAUGGCGGCCUACUAUCUGCCAAAAUGUCACCUGCUGCUGAAGAAACCUGAGCUCAACACAGAAGAGCACUUUCGUACCUUCCUCGAGGAGGCUGAAGCAACUCCUCAGGAGGAGCAUGACCAGGGACCUGCAGAGGAAGAACAGGGAUCUGCAGGGGAGGGACAGGGAUCAGGGGAGGGGCAGGGAUCAGGAGAGGGGCAGGGAUCAGGGAAGGGACAGGGAUCAGGGGAGGGGGAGGGGGAGGGGCAGGGAUCAGGGAAGGGACAGGGAUAAGGAAGGGACAAGACUUAGGACCUUUAUUCUGUAUAAUGUUUAAAUAAUGUAUUCAAUUUAGUUUAUAAUGCAUUGUUUCACAAUUUUUGCAGAGACAUAUAACUGCAAUCAUUCAAUCAAACUGGUCUACAUGCACAUGAAAUGUAUAACAAAGACUUGACAAUUGAGGAUGUGUGUGACUAAGUUCAACCAGAUGUGCUAAAAAGGUGCAGCAUGCUGCACUUGCCUGCUACGAUCUGUGGUGUAGUUUGCUAGAUCACCACCAGGGGACGCAAUCAUACAAUUUACAAGCCGUUUACAGACUGAAAAAGCCAUUAGGUAAAACUAUCAGUCAGUCAAUGUGGCUUUUAUUGAAUAGUAUCUAGGCCUAAUAUAUUGUACAGUAAAACAACAUCCGAUUCCAUUAUAAUGGGUUGGCGUGAUUGUCUUAUUCGUGAAAAUACACAAUAUGCAGCAAAGGCAUACUAGGCUAAGUCACAAUAAUUUUUGCUAUAGGCUACUAAAAAUGUUAUGCUCAUAGACCAAUGUGUAGCCUAUAGGUAUUAUACUACGCAUAGGCCUAGAGCACUGCGAUGAACGAAUUGCGUAGAGAAUCAAUUGAGUGAUGUAGUAUUUAUGUAUAUGUAAAUCUCAGUGAAUUUGAACUAGGCAACCGAUAAUUGAAAGCCCACUAAAUUGUUCUGAUUAGCCUGCCGUUGGCCUCGGGCUUGUUUUGACGUUUUCUUCGUCUAUUUCAACCUGUGAGUGUGACGAUGUAAACGGUAAAAUACGGAACCAUCACACGUUUCCUAGUUUACUGAUUAAAUUAAACGACAAAACCAAAUUCGUCAACCAUAAAUGACAACACAAAGCGUUUUAUUAUUUUUACUCCAUGUUCUGCAAUGUCAUGAGCUCACCUUGACGUUUUCUGCCGUUGAAAGGCAGGUGUAAUGACUCUAUGCGCUCAUAGUCCAGUAGGCAUACGUGUGGUUUGGUGAAGCUAAAAACGGUUACAUCCUCUGGUUAUUAACUGGGAUAGGUCACCCCUGUGACCAACUCCACACAUGACAUUGAUGUGGAAGCUGCGUAAAGCUGAAAGCCCGUGCCCUCGAACAUAACCAGCUCUUGAUAAUCCGUCCAUUAAUAUACAGUGUCAUAGGCCUAACGUGCACAGUAAUAUCUAACGGUGUUAAUGCAUGAUAAAGAUUCACUCAAUGAAUCCGAUUUCGUGAGCAAUUUCGAAUAAUAAGCACUUGAAAUUAUUCAUAUUAAGAAGAAACCUUUCUAUUGCUUUGGAAAAAAAAGAAACUUACAUUGAGUCCAGUGCUUAAAUUAACUUCUGAAUAAUUGAACGAAAUUCAUUUCAAUAGUGAUAAUAUGAUCAUUUAAACAUGAAGCACAACAUGGAGUGGUUUGUACAAAAUAAUUCGCCUAUAGGCAUUGGAAAACUGUAAUCCCUUAUAGUAAGAAUUAUAAAAACACUAUGUUGGUCUAUAGCCUACUCUUGAUAAAAGCUUCCCCUAAUUUCGAAAUUGAGUUUUGGAAUGAAGAUGAACACACUAUUUACCACAUGGUUGCUGGUAUGACUGUAUGAUGAAGUCUGGUAUUGUGCUGAGCCAUAUAUUGUUACCCAAACAAGACAUAAGACAAAUGGAACAACUUCACAUAGUCCGUAUGUUCUAUUCUUCUGGGCCCGCUGAUUACGUCGCGUGAUAAAAGUUGUUUCUUACUAUAAACUAAUGUGGGAAUCAGAGAGCUCUAAUGAAGCGGUUAGGGAUAAAGCAUCCUUUGCUCUGAUGCGGUCCUUAUCGCCCCGAACACUAAAGGCUUGGUUUCAUUGGGCAAACAACCAGCAUCAAACGUAUUUAUCAAGUCCGGUGGCGGCAAGAACCACCAUCCACCGGGGAACUGGAGCAGCAGCGGGAGAGGUGCGACCAUAGAAAUGCCCUCUCUUCCUCCGUGCCUUUGGCGUGUUUGAUUAAAACUUGUUACUGUUUUGAAUGUGAAUAAUACUCCUCCAAACUAAAGGCGACCUUUGUCUAGGCAGAAUGUAUGGCCAUUAUCAUUGCAAUUAUUUAAUCAAGAGCUGUAGCUAAUAGUUUAAAAAACAAACGUUUUAAACGGGCAAGAACGAGACGCUAAACUGGAACACUUGCCAAAAUGUAGUAUUUAAUUAUGUCGCAUUAUAGCCCAGACAACUAUUGUUAAUGUGAGCGCAAAGACUGCGUAAGUUUCUUGACCACCACAAGAUGACACAGGCAUGGAGGAUAUCAGCGGAAUGAUUUCUUCAGAUAGACCCAUAUCGAUUUAAAACGUUUCAUCAGCUAUUUCAAAUUACACUGCACUUCAAGAUUAUUAUUUACACUGAACAAAAAUAUAAACACAACAUGUAACAGGUGUGGCAUAUCAAAAA